AAGGUGUAGCGUGCAGAAUAAGGAAGCCACGAGCAAACAAAUUCCCAGAAGCGCGUCAUACGUGUCGAUUUACGAUCAACAAAUAUCAAGAGAUUAUUCUGGGCCAGAUUACCGACGGGGUUGUGGCUGCCCAUGGCUGUCAUGGAAGGAGAGUCGAGAAGAGAGAGAAAGUCGCGCGUCGACGCUCGCAUGAACAGGCGCCUACGCGAUUGUGGCGGAAGUGCCACUCAACGGGCACCCAAUUGUUGCUUGGCUAGGCGAUUUCGCGGGAAAUCCGUUGGUUCUUGGACUUUAAUACUGCAAAUAUGUUCUCAAACACAAUACGAUCAGCCAACCCCCCAGCUUCAUAUAGCUUACAUCUCGCCGCAUCACUUGAUUACAACAACCUCUCCUACUGUUUUUCUUUCCAACGUUCCGUCCUUCCUCCCGACGAGCCCGUGGCCACAUGGCCUAUUUGAUCGCGAAGGGGCCUGUGAUCAUGCGGGAGCCAAAGGGCGUGCUGAGCUAGCGCUUCCGUCGGUACGCGUAGGACAGACAACGUUGUCUGUCUUCCUGCGACCAGCUCGCGUCCUCCUGCCAUUCGUACAUGUCCGUCCUGGCAACGUCGACGGAAUCGCUAUAGGUGCCGACAUCGUUUCCCAGGUCAAUUUGUGACCCAGUUGCCGAGAACUCCGCGCAGGGGUCUGCUGUCUCCCCGCGAUUGCUUGUUGAUGUGACAAGUCUUAUAGUCGGUCGUGCAAAUGACUGACAAUUACUCAAAUUCUUCAAUUCUGAGGCUCCUGUGUUACGUGUUUUCACUCACCGCGCGGGAUUCCAAUGACGCUGUCCU
This is a messenger RNA of Laetiporus sulphureus 93-53, 829 nucleotides long. RefSeq lists its product as uncharacterized. Bases 133 to 654 code for a protein of 173 amino acids. The transcript is spliced from 2 exons. The record is from RefSeq and is a predicted model, not a curated record. Lineage: Eukaryota; Fungi; Basidiomycota; Agaricomycetes; Polyporales; Laetiporaceae.